AUGGAAGGCAAUUCCAGCGCCGGAGUGUUUUCUCUUUCUCCCCAGUUUACCGCUGCUGACGUGACCGUCGUGGUGGCCUAUUUCAUUUUAAACUUGGUGGUGGGCCUGUGGUCUUCCUGUAGGGUCAACAGGAACACAGUGAGCGGUUACUUCCUGGCGGGGAAGAAUGUUGCUUGGUGGCCGAUCGGAGCGUCUCUGUUCGCCAGCAGUGAAGGAUCAGGCCUUUUCAUCGGGCUGGCUGGCUCUGGAGCUGCUGGGGGAAUAGCCGUGGCCGGCUUUGAGUGGAACGCUACCUACGUACUUCUGGUGUUGGCUUGGGUGUUUGUUCCCGUCUACAUGUCUUCGGAGAUUAUCACCAUGCCGGAAUAUCUCCAACGGCGGUUUGGCGGAGAGAGGAUCCGUGUGUACCUUUCGGUCCUGUCCCUGUUGCUGUCGGUCUUCACUAAGAUCUCGACAGACCUGUAUUCGGGAGCCCUCUUCGUUCAAGUGUGCCUGGGAUGGAACCUCUAUCUCUCCACCGUCUUGAUGCUGGCCAUCACGGCAAUUUAUACAAUUGCAGGUGGCUUGGCGGCGGUCAUCUACACAGAUGCUCUACAAACCUGCAUUAUGAUUGUUGGAGCGGUCAUCUUAGCAGUGAUGGCUUUCGACCGAAUCGGCGGCUACCACAACCUGGAGGAGGCCUACUUGAACGCCGUCCCCGCCACGAUUAUCCCCAACACCACCUGCCACCUGCCCAGGCCGGAUGCCCUACACCUUUUCCAGGAUGCCCGCUCGGACGACUUGCCCUGGACCGGCAUGACCUUUGGCCUCUCGGUUCUGGCCAUGUGGUAUUGGUGCACAGACCAGGUCAUUGUUCAAAGAUCUUUGUCUGCAAGAGACCUGAACCACGCCAAAGCCGGAUCCGUCCUCGCCAGCUACUUAAAAAUGCUGCCCAUGAUUGUCAUAAUCAUUCCCGGAAUGAUUAGCCGCAUCCUGUAUCCAGAUGCCGUUGGCUGUGUGGCCCCGGAUGAAUGUACUCGAGUGUGUGGGGCUGCGGUCGGAUGCUCCAACAUUGCUUACCCCACACUGGUAAUUAAACUGAUGCCUAGUGGUCUGCGGGGGUUAAUGAUUGCGGUCAUGAUGGCUGCUCUGAUGUCAUCGCUGACCUCGAUCUUCAACAGCAGCAGCACCCUCUUCACCAUGGACAUCUGGAAGAAGAUCCGACGCGAGGCUGGGGAGAAGGAACUGCUUCUGGUUGGAAGGAUAGUCACAGUCUUCUUGGUGGUUGUGAGUGUGGUCUGGAUUCCAAUCCUGCAGAACUCCAACAGCGGCCAACUGUACAUCUACAUCCAGUCCGUUACCAGCUACCUCGCGCCGCCUGUCACAGCCGUCUUCCUGCUGGCAGUUUUCUGGAAGCGGGCCAACGAGCAGGGGGCUUUCUGGGGCCUGAUGGUGGGGAUGGUGGUGGGCGUGACCCGGAUGGCCUUGGACUUCGCGCACCCCAAACCUCGCUGCGGCACCCCAGACGACCGCCCGUUCCUCGUGAAAGACGUCCACUACCUUCACUUUGCCGCCCUGCUGUGCCUGGUGUCUGCCGUCGUGGUGGUCGGAAUCAGUUUGCUGACCGGACCUCCAACCAAGUCCCAGAUCGAAAACAUGACCUGGUGGACGCUUCUUGUCAAAUCAGAAAUCCCCGCUGGGAAGACCUUCGAGGACCGUGCGCCAUCUCUCUUCUGGUCUCGAGUCUGUUCCGUCAACGCCAUUCUUUUGCUCUGCGUGAAUGUAUUUUUCUACGCUUAUUUUGCUUAAGGGUAGCAUUGGGUAAGGACGACAGGAAAAUUGGGGCGGGGAGCAGUGUAUAAAAGACAGAACCACCCUCUGAUGUUUGUGUGCGUUUAAUAAUACGUUUAAUAGUACGUUUCAACUUUUUGCAUUCAUUCAGGGGGGAAAAUGUUACAGGACGUUCGAUUAGGAAUGUUAGCGAUCUCUGCCUGGGAUAGAUUGUUGCUUACGUUACAAUCAUGAGGACUAUAAACUUUAUUGAACUAUGAACUGAAAACUGGAAGAAUUGGCUGUCCCAAUCAGCAGGCUGGGUCCUCCUUUGCCCAGGUGACCAGAAACCUCUUCUGAACAGCUCAGAUUUACCUGAGAGGUGACGUGGGGUAUAAUGGAGCUUGCAAUAUUGGCUAUGCUUCGUUCUGGCAAUCGAAGUCUAAAUGCUCAUUGCAGGUGGUUGGAAUUGAUGGCCCUUGGGGUCUCUUCCAACUCUAUGAU
Molecule: messenger RNA, 2253 nt
Organism: Sphaerodactylus townsendi
Lineage: Eukaryota; Metazoa; Chordata; Lepidosauria; Squamata; Sphaerodactylidae
Gene: SLC5A10
Product: solute carrier family 5 member 10
Exons: 15
Coding region: 1-1788 (595 amino acids)
Biological process (GO): transmembrane transport
Cellular component (GO): plasma membrane
Molecular function (GO): D-glucose:sodium symporter activity
Source: RefSeq, a predicted model, not a curated record